Messenger RNA from Podarcis muralis (Common wall lizard), 2659 nucleotides. NCBI's taxonomy places the organism in Eukaryota, Metazoa, Chordata, Lepidosauria, Squamata, Lacertidae. The record is from RefSeq and is a predicted model, not a curated record.
GAACCGAGGACAUCACUUCCUAUCCUGCCGGCCAUAGGGGGCGUGGGGUUGGGGGGCACCGGCAAGGGUCCUUUGCCCCCCAAGUAGCAGCCCAGCAAGAGGGUUGGGGGGCACGUUGCCCCCUUGAUGCCUCCUGCUCGCCCCUCCACCUUUUGCAAGAAGCUCCUUGGGAGAAGCUCACCAGGAACAAAUUUGGGCCUCUUUGGCCUGCGGUGUCUGUUGUUUUGAGGUGCCCAACUACCCUUCCAAAAGUCAACAUUGGACGAAUGGUCACCUUGGUCGCAGACGCCCGGCUUGGCCUGAGACGCAAAAUGGCCACUGAGCAAGGCAGCGCCAACACCCCGAGCUUCCAGUUGCCGGCAGAUCCGAAGGUGGGGGCGAAAAUGGCGGAAGAGGAGCAGGCCAGCUACCUUGCCGGCAGGGCUGCGGGUCCUUGCAUUCUUCAAGCCGGGAGCAUGUGGGGCCUUGAGAGGAGAAGCGGGGAAGAUACCCCAAAUGGGACCAGCAGCGUCUCCAACAUGUGGCAUCAAUAUAUCCGGCCAUUUAGCCACCACGAAGCCGAGUGGCCGCGGCAAGUUUGCCGGCAGCUCUGGGAGCUGUGCUGCCGGUGGCUGAAGCCGGAGAGACACGGCAAGGAGCAGAUUUUGGACCUGGUGGCCCUGGAGGAGUUCCUGAGGGCUUUGCCCCCAGAAAUGCAGAGCUGGGUCAGGGCGAUUGGGCCAGAGGGUGGCUCGCGAGCGGCGGCUGACAAUUUCCUCCCGAGGGAAAGAAGCAGUGAGGAGCAAGAAGAAGAGGAGCAGGUGACUUUUGAAGAGGUGGCUGUGUAUUUCUCGAGCGCCGAGUGGAGUCUCUUGGAUGCCGGCCAAAAAGCCCUGUACAGGGAAGUUAUGCUGGAGAAUUACGGGAAUGUGGUCUCCCUGGGACUUUGGCUUCUCAAACCCGAAUUCGUCUCCUGGCUGGAUGAAGAGGAAGAAGAAAGUGAGACAUUUGUCCAGGGAGCUGCUGAAAGAGAGGAGAGAUCAAGAGGAAGGAGUUCUUUGGGGGUUGAGAAGGGGUAUGAGAAGCAGACGAAUGGGCCGGAAAGUUCUAGAGACGUGGAACUGUGCGGUGAGGCUUUGUUGAGAAGAGCUGAGCCAGAAGAUGCGCUCGGUAGCACAUGGGCAGGAGACGCCAAGGGGCAACUAGGGAGCCGCUCACAUGAAAGCCAAGUCCAGUUCCUUAAUUGCCUGGAAGAUUAUGGCAAGCCUGAGGAUUAUUUGGCCCAGCUGGGAAUCUUCCAGAGCGAGGGAGCUUUCGAAAGCAUGAAGGCCUUCAUGCAGAAUCCUGACCUCCUUGUCCCGAACCAAGCGAGUCUUCCGGGACGGAGGACGCACCAGUGCUUGGUGUGCGGGAAAAGGCUGGCCAGCCGAGGGAAGCUCAUCAUCCAUGAAAGGACGCACACGGGAGAGAAGCCGUUUGCCUGCUCCGACUGCGGGAAGUGCUUCAGCCAGCAGGCGCACCUCAGCGGCCACCGAAGGACCCACACGGGGGAGAGGCCCUUCCAGUGCGCCGAGUGCGGAAGGAGCUUCAGCGACAGGACCUCCUUCAAGAGGCACGAGAGGAUCCACACGGGAGAGAAGCCCUACGAGUGCACCGAGUGCGGCCGCCGCUUCAGCGACUGGACGGCCGCCAGGAGGCACAUCGCGGCCCAAAUGCGCACCAAAGCCCACAAGUGCGCCGACUGCGGGAAGGGCUUCCAGAGCCUAGAGGAGCUCCUGAAGCACGAAGAGGGCCACCCGAGCGACAAGCCGUACACGUGCUCGGUCUGCGCGCAAGGCUUCAGCAAGGCGCAGUACCUUUUCCGGCACGGCAUAACGCACGUGAGGGAACGGCGCGAGCAGCAGCAGGACCAGAGAGGCUCCCCUGGCGAAGGGGAAGCGGCCGCACAGGAAUCGCCGGUGUGCGCGAGGGAGGGGCGCGAGGGCCGAGGGUGCAGCGAAGGCUCGCUCACCAAGUGCGCCCUGAAGCGCGCGGGAGCCGGGAAGGCCUUUGGGUGCUCGGAGUGCGGGCGCAGCUUCAGCCAGAGGACCAACCUGGUCAUCCACUGGCAGACCCACACGGGGGAGAAGCCCUACGAAUGUGCCGAGUGCGCCAAAUGCUUCGGCACCCGGACGUCCUUGCGGAGGCAUCGGAGGAUCCACACCGGGGAGAAGCCCUAUCAGUGCUCGGACUGCGGGAGGUGCUACAGAGACGGGACGUCCUUCCGGCGGCACAAAUUGACCCACACAGGCAAGAAGCCGCUUCCGGAGAGCUUUCCAGCUCCAGCCCAGCUCAUUAAACAGGAAGAAACCCACAUGGGGGAGAUUCUCUGGGGCAGCCCCAGUUGCAGGGAAACUCCAGUUCAACAGCCGUUCUAAAGGAGGAGGCUUCCGAGAAGGAAGUCACAUAACAGCAGGGGAAGGGAACCUGUGGACCUCCAGAUACAACUCCCUACAACUCCCUUCCUCCCUCACCACUGACCAUGCUGGCCGGGGAGUUGGAGUCCAACACAGACCCAGAGGGUCAUUGUGUCAAUGAAAUACAAAUUCUUGUACUGUGGUAACUCGGGUUACAUACGCUUCAGGUUACAGACGCUUCAGGUUACAGACUCUGCUAACGCAGAAAUAGUACCUCGGGUUAA